This is a messenger RNA of Mercenaria mercenaria, 2169 nucleotides long. Its product is annotated as hyaluronan-binding protein 2-like. The record is from RefSeq and is a predicted model, not a curated record. Lineage: Eukaryota; Metazoa; Mollusca; Bivalvia; Venerida; Veneridae. The transcript is spliced from 5 exons. Gene Ontology annotation, molecular function: signaling receptor binding; endopeptidase activity. The coding region runs from base 93 to 1076 and encodes 327 amino acids.
UUGUCACAGAGCGUCAAUGUAGUUGCUGGGAGAAGGGAGUUUUAGUUAGUUUAAGUACAAUUUAUUGUUGAAUUGAUUUAUUAGUUGAAAAUAUGGAAAAGUUUGUCUUUUUGUCAGUUUUUAUUCUUUUCUCAAAAUGUAAUGCUUUUAUUAAUAUUGACGAAGAUGGCGUAAAUAUCAUAGUUAAUGUUGCAUACGCAUCGUCAUGUCGGGCUGGAGAGGAUAGGUUUCGUACAUUUUUGGGAAUUGGAUUGUCUGAUUGUGUGAAAGAAUGUGGUCUACGGGCACAAUGCGAAGCAUUGAGCUACAGGAGACAGAUGCAAAUGUGUGCUUUGUUCACGACGACAGAAGACGGAAACCUUGGCAACGGAGAUUGCACCUAUAUCCCAGCUUCUAAUAUAGAUGUCAUAAAGACACCGUGUGGGACAUGCUCUUAUGGUCAGGUGUGUGACACAAGUUCAAAUGAAUGCAAAUCUGAAGGAUGCCUAAAUACAACAAACAACGUCGUGCGACUGGGAAAUCAGAAAAAGGUUGGCAGCAAGAAUCGCUAUAGAUGUAGCUAUGGAUAUAGGAACACGAAUGGAGUAAGCAAUGCCAUUUGUCAAGAGAAUGGUACAUGGAGUACGACUAUCGACUGUACAAGAGUUUGUAUGAAUCGACCUACAAUAAACAACGGGGCUGCCACUCUAGACAAGGUUAAUGGUAACCUCUACAUGGACACAGCCUCUGUAACGUGUAAUAUUGGUUACAACAGAAGUACAUCUACUAUCAGUUGUACAGCAUCAGGCCACUGGGAGAAUGCAACAUGUGAUCCUAUCUCUAGCUGUUAUGUAGACAAUGUCUGGACUUACGUUGGCACAAUAAAUGUCACAAAGACUGGCUAUCCUUGUCAGAGAUGGGCGGAUAAUUCCGGAGAUACACUUGUUCACGUUUCGUACUUUCCAGAGUCGUCAAUUUACGAAGCGGAAAAUUUCUGCCGAAAUCCUAACUCCAACCUUAACUAUCCUCUCUGGUGUUUCACCACUAAUCCAAGUGCGAGCAAUAGGUGGGAGCAUUGUGACAUUCAAAUUUGUUGACCAGCCACAUUUCGUCAACAGUUCACAGCGGAAAAGUAUUUUUCGAAAUCCUAACCCCAACAACUAUCCUCUCUGGUGUUUCGCCACUAAUCCAAGUGCGAACAACAGGUGGAAACAUUGUGACAUUCAAAAGUGUUAACGAACCAGUCAUAUUGCAACAACUGAAACGGAAAUUUACUGUUAUGAACCACGUGACACUGCAUAAUUCACUCAGGCCACGUCCUCGUGAAAUUAUUCCGCAAGCGUAUAACCAGAGACUUAGCCUAAGCCUUCUUAACACAAAGGGAAACAAUCUGUUUAUAUAGUGAAAUUGUUGAGUGAUCAUUUUGUUAAUCCUAAUCAUGUCCAUAUUAUAUCAGUGCAAAGGAAAAGUAUCCUAUCUGUGUUAAAUGCUAUGCAUGAUAAUAAUAUCAUGCAUUGAAAAGUCCUGAAAUUAAUUUCUUUGAUUUUCUCAUAUUUCUAGAUAUUUUCCCCAUACUUUGACGAAUAUAUAUAUAUAGGUAGUAGAUAUUGUUCACUUUCCAGCGGUAGCCUUUCCAACAUAUUUCACUUUGUGAAAUUCUGUGGGUUUUGACGUUUUCAAAAAAAAAAUCUGUUUGUUGACAAAUUUCACCACAGAAAAUGUCACAAUUUCCCCAGAGCAUUAACUUAUUUGAUCUUUACAUAAUUUCUUAUGCAGAUUGCUAAUCCAUGUGGCAAUUAUGUAUGCUUUUUCCCUGCCUAGAGGUAGUUUGCAUGAGGUUCUAGGCCAUUAGCCGCCUAAGCUUACCAUAAAGUCUUAGCUGAGUUGUCUUCAUUUUUUCCGCAUAUUUUUUCCCGGGGUCAUUUUUUUUUCAGCUCAAAUAACUCUUUUUUUCAGGAAAUGAUAUUUUGAUUUUUUUUUCAGUCUGCGUACUCUGAUGCAGUUAACUACACAUAUAUCUAAAAUAGAUAGUUCCAAGAUAAGUUUGUAUUUUUAGUUACACUGCCUAUACAACCUCACCGUAUUAUUUACCGUUCUGCUGUUUAUAUUAUUUCUUAAUUUUUAACCAUUUAAGCAAUCAUUGUGUAAUAAUGAACAUUACUGAAAUAGCCAAUGUAAACCCAUUUUUUU